Molecule: messenger RNA, 1236 nt
Organism: Saccoglossus kowalevskii
Lineage: Eukaryota; Metazoa; Hemichordata; Enteropneusta; Harrimaniidae
Molecular function (GO): protein binding
Source: RefSeq, a predicted model, not a curated record
AUGGGCGGUGACAGUGUAUGUGGCGGUGACAGUGUAUGUGGCGGUGACAGUGUAUGUGGUGGUGACGGUGUAUGCGGUGGUGACGGUGUAUGCGGUGGUGACGGUCUUAAACAGUACCGUGAUUUCAUAGCUUUACUCCCUGAGUGCCUUGCCCUGAAGAUAUUACAUAAUUUAAAUCCAAGAGAGUUAUUAGUUGUAUGUAGAGUUAGUAGAACAUGGAAUCGCAUCGCUAGUAGUGAUCAACUAUGGAAAGAAAAGUGCAGUCAAGUUGAAAUUGAGGUACCAGUGACUGCCAAUAUGAAAUGGAAAACAGUCUAUAAAGAUAACAUGUAUUUAAAACUGAAUUGGGAGCUAGGUCACUUCAAAGAGGUUGAUGUCAAAGGGCAUACUGGAAAAGUCUUGUCUAUAACCUUUGAUGGUAGAAGGAUGGCAAGUGGAAGUAAGGAUACAACAAUCAAAAUAUGGGAUGCCAAAAGUGGAAACUUAAUACAAACACUGAAAGGUCAUUCGAAAGGUGUCUGGUGUCUGCGAUUUUUCACACGCAAUCUUCUGAUCAGUGGUUCAUAUGACUGUACAAUAAAAGUUUGGAAUCUGCGGAAAGGAUCUUGUGUUCGUACAUUGUUUGGCCAUGAGGGUGCGGUGUGGGCAAUUGUGAGAAAACAAAACUUAUUAGCAUCAGCUUCACAAGACAGAACUGCCAAAUUGUGGGAUAUUAGUCGUUGUCAAUUGUUACAUACAUUGCGUGGACAUACACAGGCUGUAUUCUGCAUUGACAUGGACGAUGACUGUAAAAUAGUGUUGACUGGCUCAGCUGAUAGGAGUAUUCGUGUAUGGAGUGUGGAGACUGGCAGACAUACCAGAGUGAUCUGGGCAAGUCAGACAACCUCCAUCAUGGCACUUAGUUACCACAAAGGCUAUUUUGCAUGUGCUGUAGGAGAGGUGCUUUCGCUUUGGAAACUAGGAGAGCCAGCAGCAAGUUGUGUUCGGACUUUCCAGGAACAUGAAAAAAGAAUUGAGACAUUAGAAUUGAAAAUGGCAGAACCAGAGAAACCUGAAGGAAUCAUAGUGAGUGCUGGGCAAGAUGGUAUGGUUAAAUAUUGGGAUAUCAACAAAGAGAAGAGUCUACACACUUUGAGUGGACAUUCCAGUCAAGUCAAUGCCAUCCACUUUGAUGAGACAAAGAUUGUCAGUGCUUCCUAUGACAAUAAAUGCAAAGUCUGGGAUUUCAACAUCUAA